This is a messenger RNA of Sporothrix brasiliensis 5110, 2226 nucleotides long. Its product is annotated as minichromosome maintenance protein 5 (cell division control protein 46). Gene Ontology annotation, cellular component: nucleus; MCM complex. The record is from RefSeq and is a predicted model, not a curated record. Lineage: Eukaryota; Fungi; Ascomycota; Sordariomycetes; Ophiostomatales; Ophiostomataceae. The transcript has 4 exons. Gene Ontology annotation, molecular function: 3'-5' DNA helicase activity; ATP binding; DNA replication origin binding. Gene Ontology annotation, biological process: DNA replication initiation; double-strand break repair via break-induced replication; DNA replication. Bases 1 to 2226 code for a protein of 741 amino acids.
AUGGAUCAGCAAUCGGUCUACUCGACCCAUGUCUACGACUACAACAACGAAAACGGCGACGACUCGCGCGUCAAGACACAAAGAGACCUCGAAGAUUUUGUGCUCAAGUUCCGCCUCGACAACAACUUUGUCUACAGAGACCAGCUCAAGGAGAAUGCACUCCUCAAGAAAUUCUACUGCGACGUCGACAUUGGCGACUUGAUCAAGUACAAUGAAGAGCUGGCGCACCGGCUGGUGACAGAGCCCGCGGAGAUCAUUCCCCUAUUCGAGAGUGCCCUCAAGCGUUGCACGCACCGAAUUGUCUUCCCCCACCAGCAGAAAGUCGACUUGCCAGAACAUCAGCUUCUGCUCCACUCUAGCGCUGAGGAGGUAGCCAUCCGCAACCUUGACUCGCUCACAAUCGCUCGCCUGGUGCGAGUCCCGGGAAUUGUCAUCGGCGCCUCUGUCAUGUCCUCCAAGGCCACAAAGCUUGCCGUGCGAUGCCGUAGCUGCGGCUUUAAUCUUCCCAUCAGCGUGACCGGUGGAUUUAGCGGCGUGACGCUACCCCGCCAAUGUGGCCGGGUGCGGACCAAGGACGACACGUCGGACAAGUGCCCGCUCGACCCAUACAUUGUGAUGCACGAAGACUCCGAGUUUGUUGACCAGCAGGUCAUUAAGCUGCAAGAGGCGCCCGACCAGGUACCUGUCGGUGAGCUGCCUCGCCAUGUGCUUAUCUCAGCCGACCGCUACCUCACAAACCGCGUUGUGCCCGGCUCGCGCUGCACAAUCACUGGCAUUUUCUCCAUCUACCAGAACAAGAGCUCGACCAAAGGUGGAAGCGGAAACACAGGUGGCGCUAUUGCCAUUCGGACCCCGUACCUACGUGCUGUCGGUAUUCAGACCGACAUCGAUCAGACUGCCAAGGGUAGCGCCAUCUACACAGAAGAGGAAGAGCAAGAGUUCUUGGAACUGAGCCGGCGGCCUGACCUGUACAACGUCAUGACCGACUGCAUUGCGCCGUCGAUUUACGGCAACCGUGACAUUAAGAAGGCCAUCCUCUGUCUUCUGAUGGGCGGCUCCAAGAAGAUCCUGCCGGACGGCAUGAAACUGCGUGGUGACAUCAACGUGCUGAUGCUAGGUGAUCCCGGUACAGCCAAGUCGCAGCUUCUCAAGUUUGUGGAAAAGGUCGCACCGAUUGCCAUCUACACAUCCGGCAAGGGCUCGUCCGCAGCAGGUUUGACGGCCUCGGUGCAGCGUGAGCAGUCGACGCGCGAAUUCUACCUGGAAGGUGGUGCCAUGGUGCUUGCCGACGGCGGUGUGGUCUGUAUUGACGAGUUCGACAAGAUGCGCGACGAGGACCGUGUGGCAAUCCACGAAGCCAUGGAGCAGCAGACCAUCUCUAUUGCUAAGGCUGGUAUCACGACCAUUCUCAACGCCCGGACAUCCGUGCUGGCAGCGGCCAACCCCAUCUUUGGUCGUUACGACGACAUGAAAACUCCCGGCGAGAACAUUGACUUUCAGACGACGAUUCUGUCGCGUUUUGACAUGAUCUUUAUUGUCAAGGACGAGCAUGAGCGUGGCAAGGACGAGCGUAUGGCCAAGCACGUCAUGGGCAUUCAUAUGGGUGGCCGGGGCGUGGAGGACCAGACCGAGUCUGAGAUCCCCGUGGAGAAGCUGCGGCGGUACAUUAGCUACUGCAAAACACUGAGUGCCGAGGCAGCCGAGAAGCUGUCGUCCCACUUCGUGUCAAUUCGUCGGCAGGUGCACGCGGCCGAGCUCGAGGCGAACGCGCGGUCGAGCAUUCCGAUCACCGUUCGUCAGCUGGAGGCUAUUGUGCGCAUCACGGAGUCGCUGGCCAAGCUGACACUGUCGCCGAUUGCGACCGAGCAGCACGUCGACGAGGCCAUUCGUCUGUUCCUAUGCUCGACUAUGGAUGCCGUCAACCAGGGCAGCCAGACGGGCAUGGGCGCCAGCAACAACGGCGGCGGGUCGGGCAUUUCGUCGGGUGCUGGUGCUGGUGGUGCGGCGGCCCGUGAGCUGUACCAGGAGGCGUCGCGCGUGGAGGCGGAGCUGAAGCGGCGUCUGCCGAUCGGCUGGAGCACUAGCUUGGCCACGCUGCGACGAGAAAUGGUUGAGGUUCGCGGAUUCAGUGAGCAGGCCCUCAACCGGGCACUCAUGCUGCUGCAACGGCGCGACACGAUUAUGUUCCGCAACCAGGGUGCGCAAGUGUACCGGAACGGUGCAUAG